Molecule: messenger RNA, 1722 nt
Organism: Lithohypha guttulata
Lineage: Eukaryota; Fungi; Ascomycota; Eurotiomycetes; Chaetothyriales; Trichomeriaceae
Gene: MRS2
Product: magnesium ion transporter
Exons: 1
Coding region: 1-1722 (573 amino acids)
Biological process (GO): mitochondrial magnesium ion transmembrane transport
Cellular component (GO): mitochondrial inner membrane
Molecular function (GO): magnesium ion transmembrane transporter activity
Source: RefSeq, a predicted model, not a curated record
AUGUGCAAAGCUUUACCAGCGCCACGAUCAUACCCGUCCACUAUCUCGAACCGCAAUCGAUAUGCCUCAUCAGACACAACUCCCACUAGGAACGAAAGACCAUCGUUGUGGGAUCGUAUAUUCCACCGGAGUCGCAUACGUGACCAUCAAGCGCACGUGAAUCAAGAACACACCAAGCCACUACCAGAUCUGUCCUUCAGCAGCACUGGUAGUUACGAAGAGACAUCGGCUCAGUUGUUUAAUUUAUCGCGUGCACUUUCACGCAGUCCUACCGGUGCAGAGCUGAAAUUGCGCUGCACAGAAUUUGAUAAGAAUGGAAACGUUACAUUGGUUUCAGGAGAAUUCAAGAAGAGCGAGUUGAUUGCGAAAUAUGGGCUUCUGCCACGAGAUUUGCGCAAAAUAGACAGCAGUGUAUUGCCCCAUAUACUGGUUCGACCGACUGCGAUUUUACUAAACCUCCUCCAUCUUCGAGUCCUCAUUCAAUCCGAUCGAGUCCUUGUUUUUGAUGCCUAUGGCAGCACGGACUCGUACACGCAGUCUCUUUUCAUGUACGAUCUAGAAGGCAAACUUCAUCAAAAGACAACCGCAAACUCGUCAGUCAUCUCAGAUCCAAAUACUCCCAGCAACACAUACCUCCCCUACGAGUUUCGCGCCCUCGAAGCAGUCCUUAUCUCCGUGACCAGUGGUCUAGAAGCAGAAUUCGCCCUGGUCAGAGAGCCAGUAACGCACAUCUUACGAGAGCUAGAAGAAGACAUUGAUCGUGAAAAACUGCGACAUCUACUUAUUCACUCGAAAAAGCUAGGAACUUUUGAACAAAAAGCGCGACUGGUCAGGGAUGCGCUCUACGAACUACUCGAAGCAGACGACGACCUAGCAAGCAUGUAUCUCACCGAACGAAAGACAACAGGAAAACCAAGACCCACACAAGAACACACCGAAGUUGAAAUGCUCCUAGAGUCCUACCACAAAAUCUGUGACGAAGUCGUCGAGAUCUCAGGCAAUUUAAUCUCCAACAUCCGCAACACCGAGGAAGUAGUCAAAGCCAUCCUGGACGCAAACCGCAACCAGCUCAUGCUCUUCGAAAUCAAAGUCUCAAUCGCAACACUCGGUCUCGCGGGCGGAACACUAGUCGCAGGUUUCUACGGCAUGAACCUCGAAAAUUUCAUCGAAGAAACAAAUUGGGGCUUCGGCGCCGUCACUGGCUUCUCCAUCGCCUUCAGCGGCUGGUUGUGUGUCUACGGCCUCAGGAAAUUACGCAAAGUCCAGAAAGUGCGAAUGUGGGGAGAAGGAGGCAUGGAUCUAUAUAGCCCAAACCACGGCGCUAAGAGUGUUGCGUUGCGACGAGAGGCCCUUGCUCGUGGACCUGGAACUGGAGCUAGUCAGGGAAAUUGGAGAGCUGAGGCGCUGGAAGCAUUGGCAAUGACUAAAGAAAGAGAACGAAAACUAAACGCUAGGUUUGGUGGUCCAGGUUUGGCUGCUGGUGGAAUGGCUGUCAGUGCAACUUCUGGACCUGUGCUAUGGCCAGGUAUGGAAGGACUGGGCCUGCAUAAAUACAGUUCAGACUCCUUGGGUGACAUGGAAGACACAAACUCUGAUGCAGACGAUGCAGGAAGUCGGCUGAGUCUGCUGAAGAAACAGAAAGCAAAAGUGAAAGAACCAGCCUCGGUCAGUGUCAAGGACGACACGGCUAUUGGAUUAACAGAAAAGGGAACGAAGAAGUGA